CCGCCGGCCUCCCCGCGACCCUUCCCCUCCCCCUCCCGCCACUCCCGGGGGGCUGGGGACGCGCUGCCAUGUGAUGCGCCUCCUCUCCGCGAGCUUUCGGUGACCCCCACCCCUCCCCGAUCCGCCGACCGCCGGGAGGGGGCUGCGGGCCGGGAGGACGCGGGCAAGAGGAGACGGAGAAGAACGCAAAGUUCUCCGGCGAGUGCAGCUGUCUGCUUCAGGAAGUGAGGUCAGCAGGAGCAGGGAGAAUCUUUAAGAGCUGCCUUGCGCUGUGACAUGUCUGAUUCCUUGCUGCAGUCCCUACAGCAUGAACAAGGUGGAUGCCCGCUGACCUGGCGCAAGGCGGCCCCACAAGGUUUCGGGGUCCAUGUCUGAAUGGAUUGCUGUAGCCUUCUCUUCUCUCCCUUCGCCCAGUUCCCUGCAUCCUAAGACUCGAAGCCAGCACGGGACCUGGAAAAAUUACAUCAGUCAGAGACCUGGUGAGAGUGGACUCUAACCCCUCAAAGACUUUCUGAUCCACCUCAUCAGCACUGCUCUGGGAAGAAGGUGUGAGCUCUGCAGGGCGCGAGUAGCUACCGGGGAUGACAGCAUUUCCUCUAGUUUCUGGAUAAUGAGCAAGCGCGCAGGGUGUGAACGGCAUGUCUGUGGAUGAGAAGCCUGGCUCCCCCAUGUACGUGUAUGAGUCCACAGUCCACUGCACCAACAUCCUCCUGGGCCUCAAUGACCAGCGCAAGAAGGAUAUUCUCUGUGACGUGACCCUGAUCGUGGAAAGGAAGGAGUUCCGGGCCCACCGAGCCGUGCUGGCCGCAUGCAGUGAAUACUUCUGGCAGGCGCUGGUUGGACAGACGAAGAAUGAUUUGGUGGUCAGCUUGCCCGAGGAGGUCACGGCCAGGGGGUUUGGGCCGCUGCUGCAGUUCGCCUACACCGCCAAGCUGUUACUCAGCAGAGAAAACAUCCGCGAGGUCAUCCGCUGCGCCGAGUUCCUGCGCAUGCACAAUCUGGAGGACUCCUGCUUCAGCUUCCUGCAGACCCAGCUUCUGAACAGCGAGGACGGCCUCUUCGUGUGCCGGAAGGAUGCGGCGUGCCAGCGCCCGCACGAGGACCACGAGGACAGCGCCGGGGAGGAGGAGGACGAAGAGGAGGAGACCAUGGACUCGGAUACGGCCAAGAUGGCUUGCCCUAGGGACCAGAUGCUUGCAGACCCCAUCAGCUUGGAGGCCGCCACCAUCCCAGUGGCAGAGAAGGAAGAAGUUUUGUUGCCCGAGUCCGACGUGCCCGCGGACACCAAGGAGAGCUCGGCCAAGGACGCGUUAACGCAGUACCCCAGAUACAAGAAAUACCAGCUUGCAUGUACCAAGAAUGUCUAUAACGCAUCAUCACACAGUACCUCAGGUUUUGCAAGCACAUUCAGUGAAGAUCACUCUGGCACCAGCCUCAAGCCGGGGCUUGCCGUGGGGCAGAUUAAAAGCGAGCCGCCCAGCGAAGAGAACGAAGACGAGAGCAUCACGCUCUGCCUGUCCGGAGACGAGCCUGACGUCAAGGACCGAGCGGGCGACGUGGAAAUGGACCGGAAGCAGCCCAGCCCCGCGCCCGCGCCCGCGCCCGCGCCGCCUGCCGGGGCCGCCUGCCUGGAGCGGGCCCGGGGCGCGCCCUCCCCGUCCUGCCUGCGGUCUCUGUUCAGCGUAACAAAAAGUGUGGAGGCGUCCGGCCUGCCCGGCACCUCUCAGCAGCACUUUGCCAGGAGCUCAGCGUGCCCCUUUGAGAAGGGGAUCACUCAGGGUGACCUUAAAACUGACUACGCCCCUUUCCCGGGGAGUUACGGGCCGCCCCACGUGGGCCAGAAGGACGCGUCCAGCUUCGCCAUGGGGUCGCCCCUCAAGGGCCCUGGCCUGGAGGCGCUCUGUAAACAGGAGGGCGAGCUGGACCGGAGAAGCGUCAUCUUCUCCUCCGGCGCCUGUGACCCAGCGAGCCCCGCGGUGCAGUCGUAUUCUGGGGUAAGCGCUCUGGACAAAGACCUCUCGGAGCCGGUGCCGAAGGGCCUGUGGGUGGGGGCCGGCCAGCCCCACCCCAGCUCGCAGGCCUACCCCCACGGGGGGCUGAUGGCGGACCACUUGCCGGGAAGGCUGCGGCCCAACACUAGCUGCCCGGUGCCAAUCAAGGUGUGCCCUCGGUCGCCCCCGCUGGAGGCCAGGACGAGGACUUCCAGCUCCUGCUCCUCCUAUUCCUACGCAGAGGACGGGAGCGGCGGCUCGCCCUGCAGCCUCCCUCUCUGCGAGUUCUCCUCCUCGCCCUGCUCCCAGGGAGCCAGAUUCCUUGCCACAGAACAUCAGGAGCCAGGCCUGAUGGGAGACGGGAUGUACAGCCAGGUCCGACCCCAGAUUAAAUGUGAGCAGUCUUACGGAACCAACUCCAGCGACGAGUCCGGAUCGUUCUCGGAAGCAGACAGUGAUGGACAGCUCACCAUCCAUCCUGGCCCCAGUAUCACUGAGGAAGAACCUCUGUCGGUUGCACCUGACCGUAUCACGGGUCAUUGCCCAGGUGCCCCCCAAACGGUCAAACUUCCAUUUCCUGUCGAUCAAAUCACAGACCUUCCGAGGAAUGACUUCCAGAUGAUGAUCAAGAUGCACAAGCUGACGUCAGAGCAGUUAGAGUUCAUUCACGAUGUCCGCCGGCGCAGCAAGAACCGCAUCGCCGCCCAGCGCUGCCGCAAGAGGAAGCUGGACUGUAUUCAGAACUUGGAAUGUGAAAUCCGCAAGCUGGUGUGUGAGAAAGAGAAGCUGCUGUCAGAGAGGAAUCAGCUGAAAGCGUGCAUGGGAGAACUGCUGGACAACUUCUCGUGCCUCUCCCAGGAAGUCUGCCGAGACAUCCAGAGCCCCGAGCAGAUCCAGGCCCUGCACCGGUACUGCCCCGUCCUCAGACCCGUGGGUCUUCCCACAGCCCCCAGUAUUAACCCCGCGCCCCUGGGCGUGGAGCAGUGCGCGGCGGGGGAGAGCGCGCCCUGCUGCUUGGAGCAGGGGGCGGCGGCCCCCGGCCCCCCCUGGGCCCCCAGCAACGCCUCGGAGAACUGUACUUCUGCUCGGAGGCUGGAGGGCACCGACCCAGGGGCCUUCUCUGAGCGAGGGCCUCCCCUGGAACCCAGGAGCCAAACGGUGACCGUGGACUUCUGCCAGGAGAUGACUGAUAAGUGUACAACGGAUGAACAACCCAGGAAAGAUUACCCCCAGUGACGGCCUGCCUGCGAGUUCUCAGCCCCCUCCCACACAGCUGUCCUUGGGUCAGCCUGCAGUGCUGUUCGUCUGUCGUCUGGAAGAACCGAGAAGGAAUCUGGUGCACACUACAGCGGUCUUAGCAGCAAUACUGUUUCUUAGUAUUCUCUCCUCCCUUCAAGCAGGAGCGACAUAUAGUUACCCUCACAAUGGUGCUACCCCUUGUUCAGGCAAGGGAAGACGACAGUGGCAAAGCUGUCUGUCUGUGGGUUCAUUUCAGUCUUUACAGGGAUGGACUAACACCUCUAGGACCCAACCGCGGAUUUCUUUUCUCCGUGGCCCAUGUCACAAAGCCUAUCUCAGGAAUUUCUUCUGAAUGUUCAACUUUUUUCAUGGAAGACAGCUUCUAUACACAUCAAAGUUUUAUAGCUAGACUGUACAUAGUAUAUAUAUAAUAUAUAUGAAAUAUAUUAUCUCUCUCCAUAUGCAAAAGUCCUGCAUGCCUCAGUUUUCUCCUCCUGAAACUGGAAACUUGGUUUCUCGUUUAUAAACAGGUUCCAACAUUCCUCUUUUGUCUCUGAUGCUAGAACCGGUUCGUAACUGUUAACCUGCUCAUUUUUCUUGCUUCACAGUUCAAGUUGUGCUUAUUUAUGGACAGAAUUCAGUGUUAGAAGCUUUCUUUGACAUUUUAUUUCAGACCUUUUAUUUCUUGUUGGUUUGGUUUGAUUUGGGCACUCUCAGAUGGUGCCAGUUGAGAUUUUUUUUUUUUUUUUUUUUUUUUGCGGAUACUGUAUAGUCAAGGUCAACUUUGCCACUUGCACUGAGUUUUGGGUCAAACGUAUUUUCUUAAAUGAAGUUGUCACUUCAGUAUAACUCAAGUAAACUGUAUAUUCUUUGCUCUUCAAAAAGUAAAACAGCUAAUUAAAAAAAAAAAGCACUCAGGUGAUAAUUAUGUAGGAAAAACAAUCUUGCCAAAUAAUGAAUUCAUCCUAGGAUGUAGACAAUAAUCUGCUUGAAUAUUUUUAUAUUUCACCUCCUCCCCACCUUUUCCUAAGCAAAGUUAAAAUGCAGAGAGUUCAGAGUUGAUGUUCAGAUUUCUAAGUGGGGAAAGAGUUUGGACAUCUCACUGGAAAGUGCAUUGAAACAGCGGGAAUCGUGAUGUUAUACCGGAACUCAGCAGGCUUUGGCUCCUAGAUAGCAAGUUAGAACUGGUUUCUCAGUCUGGGAGUAAGUCCCAUUCAUUUCAACACUGCCCUAGACCUCUGCCUGCUCUGGAUGUAUAGAACAGUAGGAACUUCUUCGAAGGACUUAGCUGCUUGGCCACCCAGCCCAGGACCUGCCUCCCCCGGGACUCACCUGAGGGGCUUUGCAUCACUGCCCUGGGGGUCCCACCUUUUUGUGGCUGUCCUGGGGUUGAUGCGGCGGGCCCCGCCCGAGUAGGAGAGAGCAAGACAGUUGUAGCCUGAAGUCUGUUCCUGGCGCAGACAAAAGCAUUUCUUUCUCCCUUGUUUCUCCAAAUGCUUUAAGUUGCAUCCUGAGGUUUUCCCACCAAUUCUCUUGGUCUGAAGGCAGAUUUCAUUCUGAGGCUUUGGAUACGAUGCGUCCAGGAGCCCUCCCUGCCCCUUACCCCCACCACGCACCUCCCUACUCUCUCCUGAUGAUGAUUUCCUUCUUUUGCUGCAAAACUGGUUGGCUUGCAACUCACAGAGAGCGGCUUCCCUUGGCUCAGGGGGCGUGUGGGCCCCUGGCUGCGUUUACAGGAAGGGGUGCAGACCCCUCGAAGCCUGUGCUGGGGGAGAGGUCAGCCCCCCGCUCCUGUGGGUCCUCCAGCUCGGCUGCGGGGAGGAGUCCCGAACAGUUUAAUGUGGGGAUGGGGUGGUGGGCCGUGGGGACUAGACGGUUGAUUUUGUUUCUUCAUUUGUGCCAUUGUUUGGACGAUAUUAAAGCUGCAUGUGAAAGGGGAAAUUAGUAUAUGACGUAGGCGAAACGUGAAAUCAUAGUAACAUAUGUUUUAGUACUAUUAACUUUUUUCUGUACAAAUAUUAGUGCUAAAUGUUUAAAUAUGUAUGAAUGCCAGAAAUUUGUUGGUUCAUGCGGUAGGGUUUAAAAAAAAAAGGCUUUUCUUUGAAAAUAGUUCCACUUUUAGAACCUGCCUCUGGGCUUUUGUUUUUUCUCGUCUGUGUGUGUGUGUGUGCGCGUGCAUUUGUCUAAGAUACAUUUUACUCCUGCUCUGAGUCGAAGCUACGGUUUCUGUUGUGGCUGUUGGAAUUUCUUGGCCUAGUUCUGUGCUUCUCUGUGAGGUUUGCCUUUGGGGAAGACUGGUGACAGCUCUGAUUUAAACUCAAUGUGAAUGCCGUGAUCCAUCAUAGGUGUGUGUUCUGGUGGAAGAGUUGGCUUAAAGGUUUUUUUGUUGGUUUUCUUUUUUUUUUUUUUUUUUGGUUUUUUAACUCUUGUUGCCUUUUUUAAGUGACCUCCUCUUCUUUUAAAAAAGGAAUGUUUUCUGCUCAUAUCAUAACCAGGUCCAAACUGGCUCAUUGCUGUGAAUGACCCUGGUACCCACUCAUGUGCAUCUGGUCGUCUUGACCCUGUUCUGAAUGCCCGCCCCCCCUUUCCUUUAUCCUGCGCUGCUGGCUUCCAGCUGGGGAGGGGGUUUCCUGUAUAUCUCUCCCCCCAACUCAGCCCAUGGCCUCCUCUGGCCAACCCCUGCCUCGGAUGUCUCUCUCUUUGCUAACCACACCCUUGCCAUGCCUGCCAUGGGAAGCAACCAGUUAAAAACACUGCUGGAGAAACUGUCUUUCGAUUUCUUGGAGAUUUGAACAAGUUGUUGGAAUUUGGUUCUCUGUCCACCAGGAACAGCGACUGGCUUUGUUCAGUUGACGCGACGUGUCUGUGUCUCUUACUGGUCUGAACCAUGUGCUUGUCAAGAUUAUUUCCAGAUUGAUUCAAAGGGAGGACUAGCUGGGCACCAUGGUCCAGGUUGCCUCAAGUGGAGUUUGAAAACCAGCCUGUCUCCUUUUCCUGGGAUCCAUUAGUGCAACCCAAGUCUUUUAUGAAAGAGAAAAGCAAGUAAACAGCACGGAGUAGUGUUGAUGUGGAAUGGUGACGUCUAGUUGUACCAUUAAGGUUCUAUCCUUGCAGAUAUAAGGAACUCCAGCAUUUAUAUUCCAGCCAUGAAAUGUUCAGGAGGGUCCUUGUGACAGGCAGUUGUGUCUCCAAGUGGCUGGGGUAGGCGUGGGCUGCUGCAGCAGGGACAGUAGAGGUGGUCCUGUGGCUACUUAACAUCUGCCUGAGACUAGUCCCCUCGGAUCUGCCUUUUUUCUACUUGUGUCUCCAGACAACCUCACUUCGUUCAGAUUGGUCCGGCUUGGGCAGGUGCAUGCUUUGCUGUAUAUGUCUGUUUCUCUGCGUUAUCUGGGGGUGCCUUGAAUAAAAUAACUUCACAACAUACUGAUUCUGGAACAAACCAUGGCAAAAACAAACAAAAAAAAGAGCUGGAAAAGUGACUAGGCCACCUGCUCCUCCUCUUCUGGGUUCCCUUAAUAAUGACUCAGGCAUCAGAGGUGAUGCUGCCGUAGGGAAGGGUAUUUUGUAUUGUGUACAAGUAAUUUAUUAACUGUAUUUCUAAAGGUAUGCUGCUCUUAAGAUGCACUAUGAUUUUGGAUUUAAUCCUUGUGUUGCUUUCCCAAGGAAAUAAAAAAAAAAAAAAAAAAGCUGAUGAUUAGUAUGUCAGCUGCCGCUUCUUGAAAAGGAAGGCAGGGACCAGCGACAGAAUUCGCGUGAGAGCACGUCUAAAAACCAGGUGGGCACUCUGAAGUCCAGCACUAUUGUCAGGAGGUCUAAACCUACACUUUCUCUCUAAAUGCUUUAUGAUUGCCAUUAAAGAAGAAGAAAGGAACAGAAAAAGGUGUGAAAAUAUACAGCUUUGAAAACCCCACUUGCUUCUUCAAGCUGAUCCAUCUGCUAGAUUAUGUAGCAUAAUCCUCUCAAAAUGAGUAAAAGCCUGCAAAGCUCUUUAGACUUCCUAUGGGUUCCCUAGCUCUGUACAUUAUGCCCCAUUUCAACUAGGAGCCACUUAAUAAAUGACUUCAAACUGCACCACUAGUACUUAACAUUUGUUGGAGGAGUUGCUGAUCAAGAGGGCAAAAAGAAUGAAGUUUUGUCCUCAAAUCACUAUAAAUAGGCAAAGAAACACAAUUUUUUUUUUUUAAAGAAUAAAGCUAUUCACUGGAUCAUGACUUAGUCUUUCUUCCCCAAACUGAGGAUUUUGCUGUGGGUUCCAUUACUGGCAAGUCAGUGCCCAGUGGGAAGCCUGUGUGGAAUUGGAAUUCACGCGGGCAUUCUGUGUGCCUGGAGGCAUUCUGUGUGUAAGCUGUGUGUGCCGAAUACUGCCCAAGCUAGCUCCUGACCCAAGCAUCAAAGACGGAUGCUGCAGAAUAAAAUAUAUUUGUACACAGAUAGUGUGUGCAAGCAUUCUUUGUACAUAGAAAAGACCUAUUGCGGCAGAUGGAGGAUAAAUUAUUUGACUGACGGUGCAAAAACAUUUCUUGCAAAGAAAAGUAAGUGUGUAGUAUUUUCCUAAACUCCACCUUGGGAGAUAGUAUUUAUAGCAAAUGAGUAUCAGUGCAUUUUCAUUGUCAUAUGACAAGGAUGCCGCCAUGGUGUGAAGAAAACCCACUCGGCAGCAGAGGCCCACUUUCAUAGCUCUGGUUUCCUGUGACAUGGUGUGUGCGUUUCACUUUCCAGCAAUGGACAACCAACCUUGACUUUCCUUUCCAUUCCAGUGGACUGACCUCAGACAACACAGUGGCCUCCUUAGACACAGAAGGGCACCCAGAGUGUGCAUUUCAGGUAGACUCAACUGCAGCACCAGACACUCCUGUGGGGACAGGAAAGGGUGAAGGGAUUUGGACAAAGAGGGUUUUUCUUCCUCCAGUUUGAUGCUAAGUCUUCUACCAAAACAUGCCUGGAGGCAGAGGGGUGAUCUCCACAUGAGUCGUAACCAUGCAUUGUGCAUGUGUGAAUGCUGAGAGGCCCAUUCAUGCCCCGACCUAAAAGACCUGCCACUUCUAUUAAGUGAUCCAGACGCUUCCAUGGCGUUCAGGAGCUUCGGGCGCUGGUCAGACACGGUGAGCCGUUUGAGGCAAGUGCCACCUUUGCUUGCGAGGUCCCGUGGGCCCAUGAGAAUUUGUUCCAGAACCAGUCUAAUGCAAGUGCACCUCCAAUCUAUGCCUUACAAACUCCAGAGGCCAUGUUCAAAACAGGGUUUUCUCAGUGUAUGCAAGGGGCGACUGCCCCUCUCCUCUUCCUCCCCAGGUUGAACAAUACGGACAGUUUUCACACAUAUCUACCUGUAUAACCCUCUGUACCUCUCAUAACUGGUCAACGACUGUAACAGGUUACAUCAGGUGUUUUUCUACAUACUUUUUACACAGAUUCUAUGCGAUUAAUGUAACUUAAUUCAAUGCAUCAUUUUGUUGUACUAGUUCUUAGGCUUGUCUUUUUAUUUCCUAAGUGAUUGUGGUUUUUUCUUGUGGUUUUUAUUGUAAAAAUGAAAUGGCUGUUGAUGCUUAUUCUCUGUAACUAAGAAUUUUUACCUUUUUUGGGGGGAAAAAAAAACAUUGCUAUGAACUAAUGAAUUGAAACUUCAUUUACUCAUUGUAAAUACACUAUUGUGCAAAAAAAAAAUUUCACUCAAUUGAAUUGCUAAUGUUAACUGAAUUUUGUCUAGACACCAUUUCUUUUGAUGAAAUAAAGACAUAUCAU
This is a messenger RNA of Dama dama (fallow deer), 8969 nucleotides long. RefSeq names its product BTB domain and CNC homolog 2 (gene BACH2). The transcript is spliced from 9 exons. Gene Ontology annotation, biological process: regulation of transcription by RNA polymerase II. The record is from RefSeq and is a predicted model, not a curated record. Lineage: Eukaryota; Metazoa; Chordata; Mammalia; Artiodactyla; Cervidae. Bases 639 to 3227 code for a protein of 862 amino acids. Gene Ontology annotation, molecular function: DNA-binding transcription factor activity, RNA polymerase II-specific; protein binding; RNA polymerase II cis-regulatory region sequence-specific DNA binding.